Suillus subaureus is the source of this 2070-nucleotide messenger RNA. Its product is annotated as Sodium:solute symporter family-domain-containing protein. Gene Ontology annotation, biological process: urea transmembrane transport. NCBI's taxonomy places the organism in Eukaryota, Fungi, Basidiomycota, Agaricomycetes, Boletales, Suillaceae. Bases 1 to 2070 code for a protein of 689 amino acids. The transcript has 9 exons. The record is from RefSeq and is a predicted model, not a curated record. Gene Ontology annotation, molecular function: urea transmembrane transporter activity. Gene Ontology annotation, cellular component: plasma membrane.
AUGUCUUCAACCACAGGUGCUGAAGUCCUGACACAAGGUACAGGGUAUGGCGUCGUGCUCGGAAUCGGCUUCGUCUUCGCUAUCAUCAUGAUGGGUUUAUCAACCCUUCAAAACCGCUAUACGACCUACAAGAUCUCCACCUCCGAGGAGUUCAAUACAGCAUCACGCAGCGUCAAACCCGGUCUUAUUGCUUCUGGCAUCGUGUCGGCAUGGACCUGGGCGGCAACGCUCUUGCAAAGCUCCACAGUGACUUAUGAGUAUGGUCUAUGUGCUGGCUAUUAUUAUGCAGCAGGUGCUACGAUUCAAAUAUUUGUUAUGGCAAUUCUCGCCGUGCGGGUUAAACAGAUCGCACCAUACUGUCACACCUUCCUCGAGAUUGUUCACGCUCGCUACGGUAACACAGCACACUUCAUGUUCGCGACUUUUGGACUGGUCGUCAAUCUUAUUGUCUCGAGCAUGUUACUGCUUGGUGGCAGUGCAGUUGUUAAUGCCUUCACUGGGAUGAACAUUUAUGCCGCCAACUUCCUCAUUCCGCUUGGGGUCUGUAUCUAUGUCAUCCUCGGGGGUCUUCGCGCCACGUUCUUAUGCGAUUAUUCACAUACACUCAUCUUGAUGAUCCUCAUAUUUUACUUCUUCUUCUGGACAUACACGAAAGCAGACCUUAUCGGCGGUUUUGAGGGAAUGUACAGCUUGCUACAACAAGCAAGCAUCGAGCGACCUGUCGCCGGAAACCAAGAUGGCUCAUACUUGACGCUGAAGUCCAACUAUGGACUUACAUUUAUGAUCAUUCAGAUCACUGGUGGAUUUGGUACUGUCAUGCUGGAUCAGGCUCGUUAUCUGGGCUACUGGCAACGUGCAAUCGCAUCAGAAGCAAAGACCGCUGUCCGAGCCUAUCUUAUGGGCGGUAUUGCCUGGUUUGCUGUACCUCUCACUUUUUCCUCUAUCAUGGGCCUUGCUGCUGUCGCGCUUGCCAACAAUCCCAGCUUCCCGUAUUCUGGUGGGCUCACAGCGGCGGAGAUUAAUGCUGGCCUAGCUGCUCCCGCUGGUGUAGUGACACUAUUGGGCAGUGGUGGUGCAGCAGCUAUGUUGAUACUGCUUUUCAUGGCAGUAACCUCAGCUGCAUCUUCCGAGAUGAUUGCGACAUCAUCUAUUCUUACAUUUGAUCUGUAUCAAAUCCACUUUAAUCCUGAUGCAUCACCAGAGUCUCUUAUACGUGUAUCUCAUAUAAUGGUCGCAGUAUGGGCUCUGGUAAUGUCGUGUGUUGCAUCGUUAUGGAUCGGAAUAGGAGUAUCUUUGAACUGGCUAUUCUUGUUCUCGGGAACUUUGUUCACUGGCGCUGUUGGCCCAGUCAUCUUUAGUGUGGUAUGGCGCCAGCAAACAAAAGAGGCUGCCAUCAGUGGCGCAUUGGGAGGAGUAGUAGUUGGCAUAAUUGCAUGGUUGGCAGUUGCAAAAACGUAUUACGGCGAAUUGACUAUCGCAACUACAGGACUAAUGUAUCCUAACCUUGCUGGAAACCUGGGCGCUUGCUGCUCGGGUGCUAUCAUUUCCGCCGUCGUCACUCUCAUUAAACCUGACAACGAGUUUGAUUGGUCUGCUACUAAAAGAAUCAACCCCCGAGCAAGAGAGAUGGAUCGAAAGCAAGCGACCAUACCGGACUCCGUGUCUGGCUCUGGCUCCGACUCACCUGUCGAGAAAGAGAAGCAAGAAAGUGCCAUGGUGGAUGUAGCAUCGGCGAAAGACGACAUAACGAUUGAUGUCCCAGCUGAAGAAUACGCUGAACUUCAAAAGUCACUCAAGGUUGCUACCUGGGCAUCAUUGACACUGAUAUUCAUUGUACUUUUCCUUAUACCGAUACCCAUGUUCCUAUCACACUACGUGUUCUCUCUGAACUUUUUCAGAGGUUGGAUUAUCAUCUGUGUCGCGUGGCUCUUCGUAGCUGCUGGCAUCACAUCAAUCCUACCUCUCUGGGAGAGCCGUGCAGCGAUAAAGGAUAUCUUCUUGGGUAUGGUUCGGGACAUAUUCGGCGGUAAAGCACGACAGGGGGCAAUUGCAAGUAGUAAUACUGCAUAA